Molecule: messenger RNA, 2535 nt
Organism: Cooperia oncophora
Lineage: Eukaryota; Metazoa; Nematoda; Chromadorea; Rhabditida; Trichostrongylidae
Source: the annotation of a GenBank genome assembly
UUGAAUAUCGGUUUAAUAGUAGGUUUCAGGCGGGAUAUUACACGGAAACCCCAGGAAAAAGAACAGUGCUCUGCUACAAAGGAAAGCCAUGACAAGCCUAGCAGCAGCUCGGUGCACCCGCUAUUUGACAUGGGUACAGUAGAGUCCAAUACAAGCAGCUCGUUUUCAAAGUCGGUGCAAAAGGAUUUGAUCGCUGAGAUACCUGCGAAGGCUUUGAAACCUCAUGUUUCUACCAUAAAAGGAAGCGACGGGAAGUCUAUCAGUGCUAAUGUAUUUAACGCCACCCAGUUGAUUGACGACGAAAUGGCAGGUUCCUCAGAAGAUAAACAGAAUGAUUUGCCUUUGUUUGCACCGCCUAUAAAAGCGGCACCAAGUGCGGGUUUUCUCGACGAUAUGGUUUUCACGUUCGGUGCACCCGUUGAGCGUUUGCCGGGACAAAAUAUUGAAAGAACUUCAACAGAAUGUGAUAGGAGCGGUUCUGAUGGAUCAGAAAGUAGCGAUAACGAUUCGGAUAAUGAACAGAGCAGCUCUACAUCUGAUGCGGAAGAAGCAAGUGAAAACGUCAAGGAGCCAAAGCCUUCUCGUCCACCUACUGCUGCUGACAGCGAAACUUCUGGUGUCAUUUCUUCAAACGUUACUCCAGCUUCGUCAAAAGAUGUAUCGCCACAAACAAAGAAUGAAACCUCAUGGAGUUGUCCGGAUUGCUUCAUUACAAACAAGAAUGUCUCCAUCUGUGCUGCCUGUGGACAUAAUAAGGAUGCUUCGACUGCUUCUAAGACAUUGGUCUCCAACAUUUCGACGUUUGGGAAACCUAGCGCCAGCGGAUUCCGAUUCGGAAUCGGUUCUGAGGGAGCUAAAAACAGUGGGACGACUUCAAGCACCAUAUCGUCAGCACCAAAGGAAACUGCUUGGGGUAGCAAUGGCGUGCCACCCUCUAAACCCGCUCCUCCAGUUGUGGCUCCGGAAUCGAAGCAGGAUUCUUGCAAAAAUUCUACGACGAACAAUGCAUCUACAACAGCCGCAGCAGAAGCCAAAGCAGGUGGAUCAGACAAGAAACGCGUACCGUGGGAGUGUCCCGAUUGCAUGGUUCAGAAUAAGGAGUCUGAUGACAAGUGUGUGUGUUGCGGUCAUGUUAUGUACAAGUCUGAAGGCGAUUCAUCAAAAGCGAAUACAAAUGUCUUUGGUGAUCGUGCCUUUAAAGCUGCGCCGCUUCCUUCCACUGGAGUUUCGUUCGGCUUUGGUACUGCCAACAGUACUUCUGGAGGUAUUAAAUUCGGCUUCGGUGCUGCGAGCGAGAAACAACCCGUUACACAACCGGAGUCAAGCAUUUCAAAACCUCCUAGCGUGGAACCUGCGCCUGCAACCACUGACACAGCUGUUUCAUCAGUACCCGCCAAAGAAACGUCGAUAACAAAAACUUCAUCAACCCCCGUAUUCGAGAGUUCGACAGUAAAUACCGAUCAGACAAAGCUACCGCCGCCGACAUUCUCGUUGGGUGCUGGAGCUGCAAUCUUUGGCGCCGGAGCAAAGCCUCCGUUGUUUGGCUCGUCAUCAUCUUCAUUGUUUAACACUUCUCAUUCCACUGGAUCAUUGCUGGCAACACCAUCUUCGACCACACCGGCAUCUACAUUACCUACAAUAAGCGAAUCGCAGGCUGCAUCUACCGCCGCUCCUGCGCCAUUUGGAUUUGGAACAACACCUUCCACGAAUGGCACCAAACCGUUUAGUUUAUUCGAUAGCAAAAAAGAAGAAAGUACCACGAAAGCGCCAUUAUUUGGAAGUGGACUAUCCUUUGGAAACGGGCCAAGUGCUACUGAACAAGUUUCAUCUUCUACGGGUAUUCUUGGUGCACCAAAUGCAGGAUCUGCCGAGAAACCUUUGAGUGGAUCAGGCACAAGUCUGUUUGGUGCUAGCGCAGCUACGAAGCCAUUGUUCCCUACAUUUGGAAAUCCACCAUCAGAUCCCAAGCCUUUCAUGGCUACUGCCAAUACUUCUGCUGAAAGCUUCAAGCCGUCACCGUUUGGGGCUGCUCUAGCAGGACCCAGUGAAACCCAGAAGCCCUCUCUUUUUGGUGCUUCAUCAACAAACUCUGUUAACAAACCAUUAUUUGGCUCUAGUGUUGCUCCUGCCGCUCCUACUGCGAAUGGUGGACUUACUUUUAGUUUUGGAUCAAACAGCAAUGCAUUUGGAGCGUUCAGUGCUGCGAAUUCUUCCACUCCUUCCAUUCCUUCCGUGCCAUCCACAUCAUCAACUACUUCCAUAUUUGGUAGCGCUCCAGCUGUUGCUGAUACAUCCAAGCCCUUCCAAUUUGGUGCCACCAUACCCGAGCCGACAUUCCAAUUUGGGCAAUCAACAGCUUUCAGUGGAUCAGCUCCAUUUCAGUUCGGCUCUUCACAACCGGCUGCUCCAGCAGUGCCAACUUUCCAAAUUCCGGGUAUUACCGCUCCAGCUGCGCCAAGCUCCAACUUUUCAUUCACAUCUAGCGGCACUCGAAAAAUGGUGGCUGCUCGGCGUCGUCUGCCUCAGCGGAAAUGA